Molecule: messenger RNA, 1530 nt
Organism: Prorocentrum cordatum
Lineage: Eukaryota; Dinophyceae; Prorocentrales; Prorocentraceae
Source: the annotation of a GenBank genome assembly
AUGACAACGCCAACAGGGACAUCGGCACCAUCACGAGUCGAGGUACCUUCCUGGAACGGUGAGGCAGAGAAGCUGUCGAACUACCGCUUCGAGGUGUCGAUGUUCGCGAAGAGCAUCAGAGUGAACGGCCGCUACGUCUGCGGACCACAGCUGGUCCGGGCGCUUGGGCCGCGGGUUCGGAACGCCGUGGAGAGCUGCCCCUCGAUCAACGACGUAGACGAGGUGGAUGACAACGGAAAGUUGGUCGGCUGGGAGAGGGUGUUCAGCUGUGUGCUUGAGAAGUUGGACUACACCAGCCUCAACGACACGGGUCUGCUGGCCGAGGAGUUCUUCCUGAAGAUAGGCCGCAACUCUGGAGAGACCUUCCAGGACUGGGCGGCCCCGUUCGAGAAAAAAGGUGAAGUGACGGCGACCGCGGGAGGGGACUUCAACUACGGAAAGACCUACAAGACGUUGCUCACGCGCUUCCCAGCGGAGGAGAUCUACGAGCUGGCCGAGCAGCCCCUCAACCUUGCGGACGAGAACGAGGAGGUGGAGCCCGACGACUUGGAGGCGGACAACGAGGUGUUCGCGCAGUCUCGCCAAGCUGGCCGGAGCUUCAAGGACAGGCUAAAGGACGUGGACGCGGACAACAAGGUCGGCGAGUUCGCUUCGAAAGUGCGCGAGAUCUGCACUACUAACACGCACAACGGCUUCAUCUUGUCGGCCCUGGACGAGUGCGUCUACCUGCUUGAGCGCGAGGGGAUCUGGGCCGUGCUGGACAUUGGAGCUACGCGCAGUCUCGGUGGCGUCGAGAGCGUAGAGAACCUCAUGUACGAGAUGAUGGUGAUGCACGACGUGGAGUUCGAGGCGCACGACGACACUUGCUCCUUCACUUUCGGCGACGGGCCCCAGAAGAGCUCGAUGGGAACGGUCUCUGGACGCGCCUACUUGGGACCGGAGCUCCGAGACAUCAGCCUCUCAGUGAUGGCGAACAACGUCCCCAUUCUCCUGGGCAUGGACAUCCUGACGGACGCCUUGAAGGUAGUGGUCGACUGCGGCCGUAACUGGAUCGGGUUUCCGACGCUGGGCAACAAGGUCUACUACUGCGAGAGGCUCUCGAGCAAGCACCUGGCGAUCAACCUCUCGACACCGCAGUGGUGGCGCGAGGUCUCUCUACCCUUGUCCCUGGAGAGCUGCCACGUCAACAUGACAAGGCGGGGCUCCAUCGUGCUGGAUGAGAAGCCGGAGGAGCCCGUGACGGGCUGCGCUGGCUGGAACCUCGAUGACCUCGAGAGGGUCCACAUCUCCAGGAGAGACCUCGAGCCAGCCCCCUUCGAGCCGACCGAGAGCGACGCAAUGCACGACCGAGAGAAGACCCACGACGUCUCGACGUUCGAGCAGCCCCGGCCCGAGACCGAUGACGACCAGGGGUUCGAGUGGGACAAGGCGGGGGACACUCUCGGGACCGUCAGGGGCGACACGGAGUCCGAGUACUCGGGGGAGCUCUUGGACACUCUCAGGGACUUCGGAGGCGACGAGAGGUUCUAG